AUGAAUGUUGAGGCGCGGUGGUCGGCGAUCCUAUCUCCGACGAUUCUGGUUACCGAAGGAGCCGGUUUCAUUGGCUCUCACACUGUGGUUCAGCUUCUCAAUGAAGGCUUUAGGGUUUCGAUCAUCGACAAUCUUGAUAAUUCCGUCUCCGAAGCUGUUGAUAGGGUUCGUGAUUUGUUCGGCCCUAAGCGUUCUCAGAAUCUUGAAUUCCACCUGGGUGAUCUUAGGAAUAAGGACUUGGAGAAGCUCUUUUCUCAAACACAAUUUGAUGCUUUGAUCCAUUUUGCUGGCCUAAAAGCUGUUGGGGAGAGUGUUGCAAGCCUUUGCCGUUAUUUUGAUAACAAUUUGAUUGGCACUAUUAAUCUUUAUGAGGCUAUGGCAAAAUAUGAUUGCAAAAAGAUGGUUUUCUCAUCUUCUGCAACAGUUUAUGGUCAACCUGAAAAAAUGCCCUGUGUUGAGGAUUUCGAAUUGAAAGCUAUGAAUCCUUAUGGAAGGACCAAGUCUUUGCUUCCAGAUUAUCAGCGGCUUUCUCAUAGGUUAAAUACAUCAAAGCUUAUGAAAAUAGUGAAUAUUUCCAAAAUAAACUGGUGGACACAAUGCAUUUUAUGGAGAUUCUAAAUUUAAAAGACACUGUUGAAAAGGAUACCUUCUUCUGCAAGCUUCCAAAUUUAGUAGAGCAGCUUCCUCAUCCAAUUGUCCUGAAAAAGUUAGUUCCAUUAUUAGCUUCUGCAGUUGAAUUUGGUUCAGCUGCUGCCCCUGCUUUGGCUGCCUUGUUGAAAAUGGGUUCUUGGCUUUCGACAGAAGAAUUCAGUUCCAAGGUCAUGCUCUUUCAGUACAUUUACAAUAUCCUUAUUUUCAGAUGUUAAUUUUUGUCUUAUAAUGAUCUGGGUUGAUUGAUAUCUAUCCAUAUAAUGCAUAGAGCUUUAGUUGCUUGUUCGGCCAGUUUGAUGGCUCUAUAUGAACUAGCAUUUUUUGUGAUGCCCUAGGAAUAAGAUCUAUGCAUGUGCAAAGGAGAAUUAUUAUUUUUUUGUUAAGUAAUAAGAUUAUAUAAAUCCGAAAAAAUGAGCCACCCAAGUAUACAGGAAAUAUACUGGUUAGACAAUUAGUACAUUGGACUUGAUGUAUUUGGUUGUAUACAUUCGACUUUUGAUGUAUUUGGUUGUAGUAUGUGGUUUUUGUGCAUGAUUGUGGGUUUUUCCACUCUAAUGUAGAUAGAGUGUCAGUUCGGCCCAAAUAAAAAAUAUUCCAAUAAAGUGUCACAUUUUCAGGUUUU
Messenger RNA from Quercus robur (English oak), 1273 nucleotides. Its product is annotated as bifunctional UDP-glucose 4-epimerase and UDP-xylose 4-epimerase 1-like. Lineage: Eukaryota; Viridiplantae; Streptophyta; Magnoliopsida; Fagales; Fagaceae. Gene Ontology annotation, molecular function: RNA binding. The record is from RefSeq and is a predicted model, not a curated record. The coding region runs from base 1 to 618 and encodes 205 amino acids. The transcript has 8 exons. Gene Ontology annotation, biological process: rRNA processing. Gene Ontology annotation, cellular component: cytosol.